AUGUCUGGUAUGGCUCAAAGUGAUCACAGAGAAAUUAGGAAACUACGCAUAGCAUUUGUACAUCCAGAUUUGGGCAUUGGAGGCGCAGAAAGACUGGUUGUUGAUGCUGCUCUGGGAUUACAAGAAAAGGGUCAUGAUGUUGUGAUCUACACCAGUCAUUGCGACAAGAGUCACUGUUUCGAAGAGGUGAAAAGUGGUUUGUUGAAUGUUGAGGUUAUGGGCGAUUUUCUCCCCACAAAUCUCGGUGGUAAACUGUUUAUUUUGUUUGCCAAUUUGCGUCAGAUCUACCUGACUGGGAAACUAGCAGCGACUGCAAAAGUUUGGAGCCAUGACCUGUACAUCGUAGAUCAGCUAUCUACGUGUGUGCCGGUCUUGUCACUGUUGAGCCAGUCCAGUAGAGUUCUAUUCUAUUGCCAUUUUCCCGACCAACUGCUGGCGCGACGCACCAGUCUGCUGAAAAAAGUCUAUAGAGUUCCGUUUGACCUGCUGGAACAGCUCACCAUGAAUGCGGCGGAUUGCAUCGUUGUGAACUCGGAGUUUACAAAAUCGGUUUUCGCCAAAACUUUCAAGCUGGCAUCGAGAAAACCAAACGUCGUUCACCCAUGCGUGGGGCUGGAGAACGGCGAAGCUCUCGCAACGGACCUCACGCGCUAUAAAUCCAUUCUUUCAGAUAAGACAAGGUUUUAUCUUAGUGUCAAUCGUUACGAGCGCAAAAAGAACAUCGAGCUAGCUAUCGAAUCUUUCGCGUUGGCAUCAGAAAGUAAAAAUACGGAAACCAAGCUAGUCAUUGCAGGUGGCUACGACGAAAGAGUGGUGGAAAACAAGGAAUAUCUUCUUGAGCUUCGAGCUCUGACGAAAAAAUUGCAACUUGAAUCCGUCACCAUCCACUACCCGCAAUGGGAAGAGCGCUCAGAUUCAUCCAUGAAAGCCACAUCUAGGGCCAAAAUCAUAUUUCUGACCUCCAUAUCUACUUCAUUGAAGGAUUUACUCUUACAAAAAGCCGAAAUGUUGCUGUACACGCCCUCCUACGAGCAUUUCGGAAUUGUGCCUUUAGAAGCUAUGAAAUUGGGCAAGCCUGUGCUCGCGGUCAAUAACGGUGGCCCCUUAGAGACUGUGGUGACGUUAUCUCCCAAAUCAAAUGAGGCCCAAUCCACUGGCUGGCUAAGACAAUGCGAUCCCAGCGAAUGGGCUGCUGCUAUAGAAGAAUCCGUUCCCUAUUUGAAAGAGAGACCCACGAUUUUUGAAAAGAACGGACCUCAGAGAGUCCGGAAAUUGUUUUCUCGAGAGGCCAUGACCGCGGAGUUUGAGAAGAAUAUAUCAGAACUGUCUUGGGAUGACAAAAAUCGAUCAUAUGAAAAUCUGAUAUUUCUGUUUCUGCUGUGUCUUUCUUUGAUCGCUCCUCUAGCCUAUUUUUUGGGCGUGAGUAGCAAGCCAUUUCUAAUUGCUGUAGCCUGCCUUCUUUUCAUCUCAAAAGAGCCCAAGUCAAUUGCUUGUGUCGCAGCUGCCGUUCUGGUAACCAUCAUCGCCUUUCGAGAGUAG
Lachancea meyersii CBS 8951 is the source of this 1539-nucleotide messenger RNA. The record is from the annotation of a GenBank genome assembly. NCBI's taxonomy places the organism in Eukaryota, Fungi, Ascomycota, Saccharomycetes, Saccharomycetales, Saccharomycetaceae.